AAAUAUUCGCCUGCGCCCAGUAACAGUUGCCAUGUUGCGAUACAGUCAGGGCGUGCGAUAAGACCAGUAGUGCAAGUUGUGAAAAAAAAAGCGAUCAGGGAAGAUCCGGAGGCCCGUCGUGUGUUCGUUUUCAUUGGAUCCGUCGUGAAUUACGAUCGUGUGCGUUGCUAUCGUCGCAUCGCAUCGGAGUGUGUUGUUGUUGGCUACGAACAAACAAACAAACGAACGUGGUGACCGCCGUCGCGGAUCCGAGUGUUGGUUGGGUGCAGAGUCAGGCAGUGGAUCGCUGGAUGCACGUGGGUUACAUCGAGAAGGACUGGACAACUCCACCGCUUGUUACAGGCGUCGUGGAUGCGGUUAUAGCGCAUAGGUGGUGGUUCGUAGACGACAGGACCGAGGGAUCCGCGCUACACAGCGGCCCAGAGGGAGUGAGCGAGCCCUGCUUGCAUGUGGGUGCGAGAGAGAGAGAGCGUGUUGCUGCGGCCAGUCGUUUCAGCGAGAAGAGUGCAGCGGCGAAGGAAGAAAGAAGGCGCGCAGACAGGUGAUCCCGAAUUCGCGUCCUUCAACACAUUCUCCUAGUAUCCUGGUCCUCCAGGAAGUGGUGACCAAAGCUGCAAUAUUCAGCGUUUGUUGUUGUUGAUUUGGGUGCGCGCGAGGGAGGGAAGAACGGACCUUGCAGUCCUACAGAGUGGUGGUGUUGUCGUCAUCCUCAUCGCUGUCGACGGGGUGCGAAGUGCGCGGACAUCGAGUCGGUCGGGCUUGGCAACGUGAAUCCCAUGCACAUUUGUUAUUAUUUUGCUUGUGUGCUUUUGACCCGAGAGAGCGCUAAGGCAAUGACGAGCCGAGUGGUGGCCCAGUAGAGUCCAUUCUUCUCGCAGACGGGGGGCGCACGCAUAUAUAUAUAUAUACAUACACAAUCCAUGCACACUCGCACACCGUGCUGGUCGUGGAUGUGUGCGUAUGAUCGUCGCCGUUUCGACUCCCCUAGAAACACGCAGAAUAAAGCGAAGAGGAGGAAUGUCGAGUGCUAGAAGAGAAAGGAGAGCCCGGUGUCUGGAAUAAGGAAAGCGUCACCAGAAUAUGACGGUUGUCGAUUGUUUUCAUUCGCUGCCUCCCAUGCAACCGGAAGUCGGUAGCUCUAAUUGACCAAACACGAGCGGCGAGUGAGUUAGAGCGACAGAACGAGUGUGCGAGAGAUAGAGAGGACAUAGUUUGUUGUCUCUCUGUCUCGCUCUUGCAAGUGCGGGGCGGAAGUUGCUCUGUCUGUCGGGAGGCUUCAGCAUCCAUACUCAGUUGGCCUUGAGCGUCAGAGGUUACUGCCCCCCUUAGUACACCGAACACGCCGGAUUGUUUACCCGCUGAACCCCCCACAAACAAAUUUUAUUGAACCGAUUGCUCUCUCUCUGUCCGACACACGGCGGACGCGCGCCCUUUUACCAACCCCCUCGCAACAAACAUCCUUGUAUACACUCAUACUAAACACCAAACACAAGAGUUCUAAUUUUUUCCUUCUCUUGCAACAAAAUAACACCCUUGGAAUUUUUAGUAUACUUUGUUGACGAAAGAUAUGCUGCUUGCGGUCUUCAAUUAGUGAGUGAGUGAUAUUAUGUUAGUGUUUCUGUGAGAGACCUGGAGCCCCAGGGGCAGUUGGACGCCCCGUCCAUGGAACCUAUGGCGUGGCACAAGCACGAACACCACAUGCUAUCAAAACCUAAAAGUAAGUGUUGAGCCUAUCCACCAAUACCAUCUUACAUUUGUGCUGAACGUUAAGAUCAAACCAUGAAAGUGCCUGGAGGUAUAGUGGGUCCAGGAGGCGGCAAUGGGUCGGAGCCGUCGGGGCGGCAAAGGCAUGUGCCCCUUUAUGGACGACUUGUUGGAGAGGAGCAGCUCGGCCUCAACACCGGAGCCCCUGCCGACAUUCAAGCGAUGCAAGCCCGUAUUCCGCAUACCUUCCGAGAACCUGCAAGUGCGCCCCUCAGGAAACUCUCCGUUGACCUCAUCAAAACAUACAAACACAUAAACGAGGUUUACUAUGCGAAGAAGAAGAGACGGGCAGCGGCGACUCAGGGGGAGGACAGUUCGCACAAGAAGGAGCGGAAAUUGUACAACGAUGGGUACGACGACGAUAAUCACGAUUAUAUCGUGAAGAACGGUGAAAAGUUCCUGGACAGAUAUGAAAUAGACUCCCUAAUCGGCAAAGGUUCCUUCGGUCAAGUCGUCAAGGCUUUCGACCACGAGGAACAGACACAGGUCGCAAUCAAGAUCAUCAAAAACAAGAAACCCUUCCUCAAUCAGGCCCAGAUCGAAGUAAAACUGCUCGAGAUGAUGAACCGAGCGGACGCCGAGAACAAGUAUUACAUAGGUAAUAAUUAUAUAGUUAAACUGAAACGGCACUUCAUGUGGCGAAAUCAUUUAUGUUUGGUGUUCGAGCUGUUGUCGUACAAUCUUUACGAUCUGCUGCGGAACACGAACUUCCGGGGCGUUUCGCUGAACCUGACGAGGAAAUUCGCACAGCAACUGUGCACAGCUCUCCUGUUCCUUUCGACGCCCGAAUUGAACAUCAUCCACUGCGAUCUCAAGCCCGAGAACAUUCUGCUCUGUAAUCCGAAACGUUCCGCCAUCAAAAUCGUAGACUUCGGGAGCUCGUGUCAGCUCGGCCAUCGAAUAUACCAGUACAUUCAAUCGAGGUUUUAUCGUUCUCCGGAAGUGCUGCUGGGGAUUCAGUACGAUUUAGCGAUAGACAUGUGGUCGUUAGGGUGUAUUUUAGUCGAGAUGCACACGGGAGAGCCCCUCUUCAGCGGCGCCAAUGAAGCGGACCAAUUGAAUAAAAUCAUCGAGGUGCUCGGCAUGCCCCCAAAGAAUCUUCUCGAUCAGGGCGGAAAGAUACGAAAGUUCUUUGACAAAUUACCGGACGGAAGGUACAUCCUGCGGAAAUCGAAGGAGAGUAAAAAGUACAAACUGCCCGGCACGAAGAAAUUGCACGACAUUUUGGGCGUCGAAACAGGAGGACCCGGCGGCAGGCGGAUCGGUGAACCAGGUCACUCGAUGUCCGACUACUUGAAAUUCAAGGACCUCAUCCUCCGCAUGCUGGACUAUGACCCCAAGACGAGGAUAACUCCUUACUACGCACUCCAGCAUAACUUUUUCAGACGCACUGCGGACGAAGGCACCAAUACUGCGAACAGUACCAGCUCGAGUCCUGCAGUCAACCUCGAUAUGUCCUCAUCGAGCAGUCAACAUGGGUUAAAUCUGCUAGGUAGAUCAAGGGAUCUGCAGAACCACAGUUACCAGCCUUCCAGUUACACUGCGAUGGAGUGCGAUCCAUCGCCGUCGUCUCGCCAUCCCCAUAGGCAGUGGGUCCCAGUCCCGUACAUGAGCUUCGGGACGCAGUACUUGCCUUACGCAGCAGCACCCUAUCCUGGUCACUCAGUACCAGACGGCACCCCCCCGAAACAUAAUCCUCCCCAGAACGGACCGUCGAAGGCUGCAGCAGCCCAAAACGACAGUAGGAGCGAAAGUCCGAUGGUCGGCGUUUGUGUUCAACAGAGUCCAGUGGCGAUACACUGAGCCGUAGCAUCUAGGGAAUAGUGUGAUUAGUCUGUAUUUAAUGAUAACUAUGGUAACAUACAUACACACACAUAUAUAGAUAUAAAUAUAUAAAUGCAUAAAUAUAUUUAUAUGUAUAUAUUUAAAAUGAAGAGAAAAGCAAAGGUCGCGAUGUAAACUGUAUCCUUAAUAUUUUAUUUGCGGUUCAUAUAUAUAAAAGAAAAACAAGAUUAAAAAUAAAGAGAAUUGUAAAAUGUAAAUACAAAUUGAGUAAAUAAAGGGAAGAACACACAGUGAGCCAUCCGUUUCAACAUUCGAUGGGCGAAUGUUGAAACGGACAGCAGCAGCCUGCAGAACUGGACGACGCUCGGACCGUGAAGAGAACGACAAGAAUAGGGCGAUGGGAGGAGGAACAGGACUCACACAGAAGUUGAAAAGUUUCGCUAGUGAUUUAAAAAAAAAAGUUGUAAAAGAAAGUGACUUUUAUCGCGAAAGAACUAAUGACAACAAUACAACAACAACAGACUUUGAGCUUUCGCUCUGUUGCGCGCGCGCUGAAGAUAAACGAUUCGAUUUUCAUUGAUUAUUAAUAUCCUCUUUGUUUUUAUUUUCGAUUAGCACUAAGUUUAAAUAUUAAAGUAAUUUAUAAUAGUAUUUAAUUAUUAAACGAUAAGUAAUAUAGCGAAAUAUCUAUGAAUAUAUAAAAAUCCGUUUCCUAUGAUUUUUCA
Nicrophorus vespilloides is the source of this 4274-nucleotide messenger RNA. RefSeq names its product serine/threonine-protein kinase minibrain. The record is from RefSeq and is a predicted model, not a curated record. Gene Ontology annotation, molecular function: ATP binding; transcription coactivator activity; protein serine/threonine/tyrosine kinase activity. The transcript is spliced from 8 exons. Bases 1780 to 3567 code for a protein of 595 amino acids. Gene Ontology annotation, cellular component: nucleus. NCBI's taxonomy places the organism in Eukaryota, Metazoa, Arthropoda, Insecta, Coleoptera, Silphidae. Gene Ontology annotation, biological process: peptidyl-threonine phosphorylation; positive regulation of DNA-templated transcription; protein autophosphorylation.